This is a messenger RNA of Closterium sp. Naga37s-1, 294 nucleotides long. NCBI's taxonomy places the organism in Eukaryota, Viridiplantae, Streptophyta, Zygnematophyceae, Desmidiales, Closteriaceae. The record is from the annotation of a GenBank genome assembly.
CCUGUGCGCCCAGGGCUGCUGCUGUUCGUCUGCCAGAUGCGAGCAAGGCUGCCGACCACUCUUGUGUGCAGAGGAAGUGUGGCGCCAAUGCGAUUUGCGUGAAGGAGAGGGGCGACGCCAAAUGCAUCUGCAACGCUGGAUUCUCCAUGACCCCCACCGGCUGUGUUGGUGCUGACAUAUGCGCGCUCAAGGCGUGUGGCGUCAACGGCAAGUGCAUCAAGGACAGAGCUGGAGUGGCGUCCUGUGUCUGCCAGCCUGGCUUUGUGCUGCAGGCUGACAAGACUACAUGCACUG